Molecule: messenger RNA, 1977 nt
Organism: Nerophis lumbriciformis (worm pipefish)
Lineage: Eukaryota; Metazoa; Chordata; Actinopteri; Syngnathiformes; Syngnathidae
Source: RefSeq, a predicted model, not a curated record
AUGCAGCGCGCCUUCUCCUAUCCGGUGACGGUCGAGCGCAGCCGGACCAAGGAGCGUCUGGAGGCAAGUCUGGCCGGCUUGUGCGAGCUGGAGCUCCGCAAGCAGCGUCAGGAGGGCCUGGUCCUCGGGGCGCUGGCUCUGGGCGACCCGCGGCCCCAGCUAGAGGCCCCCGCUGCAGGGGACGUGUCCUGGUUCAGCUGCUGGGGCCAGGAUAACCUGACACUAAGGCGCCAGCUGAGUGCUCUUCAGACUUCGCCCUGGGGUCUCGUGCAAGCCCUUGAGCAACAGGUGGGAGAACUGCGCAUCAACACAGACCACCACGACACCGCUCAAGGAGACACAGGUGACAGCCGGCCUAGUUCAGGUUUCUACGAGUCAAGUGAAGGUCAAUCGCCUAAAGGGAGAACUUGUUCAACGGAGCCCACAGAGAUGGUCUCUUCCUGGCCUUACACCAACGACAGACCCAAGUCUGUGGGAGACACUCUUUUGUUGAACGGAGAAUCAGAUAUGUCAGCCCCUCAAAGUGGCCUGCUGCGCUCAUUUUCUGCUCCUCACCCACCAUUGGAGGGUAUCGCCGAGGAAGUGACACCAAUGGAAUCAUGGAUGCUAGAGUCCUGCCAGGUCAAGCAGCCCUCGGAGCAGCAACAGCAGCCUCCAGGGGAUCAAGUGACAGAGGAGGACUUCCAGCAAGCCACGAGGGUGGAGGGUUACAUACUUCAUCUUGUCCAGCGUCAUACCCUUUCACCAAGGCCAUGUCAGCCUCGUACAACUCUAAGCCCUGAUCCGUCAUACAGCUUUACCCCUGCACAUCCCUCCCUACAUAGGAAAAGCCCUUCUCUUUCCACAGAGCAAGGACAUCCAGGCCCUCAAAUUGACCUUUCAUCCAACCCCAAGAGCCCGAGUUGGGGUUGUGACCUUCCAGAGGGUGAGGCCUGUGGAGGAGAGGCCCCAUCUUUGGAAGAAGAGCGUUAUUUAAUGUUGCCCUACCCCCAGUGUAGGCCACACUCCCUGACUGGGACGUUGCCAUCACCUCUGCCCUUCUUGGACCCCAACUGCGGUGGUGGGACGCUUAACCUUUGCUGUGAACCCUCAACCCCCCAGCAUUGUCCUCAGCCCCCAAUUAAUCAGAAGCACAAUCUAGUAAGUGCUCAGUACAUCCCCGGGCAGGCCUGCCAUGCUCCCUUACGCUCACCAAAACACUUUAACCCAGCGCAGUCCAAAACCCAUCAGUCCUCUCCUGACCACCACAACGCCAAGCCCAAAAAUUCUAGGAAGGGCCACAAUGAAAAACAGAGGUCUAAAAAGUCGAGCAGUAAAACAGGUCGAUCACAGUCAGAGAACAGCCUACUCGGGCAGCGGGUGUUGCCAGAACGAAGGUACAGCACUACCGAGCGGCAUCAAGGCAGAGGGGAUCAGGCCCAAGGCCAAGUUGCCAAGGUUCAUGUAGGAAACAAUGGCGACAGAGCAAACCGACGAUGGUGUUCCAACUUAGAGCUCAGCCAAGAUGAAGGCGAAAACCACAUGGAGCAAGGUCAUAGGAGGCCACCUCGAAAAGCUCGCCCUGGUCACAGCGGUCACCACCAGCAGCAUCAUCAUCAUCAUAAUCAUCACCCGCAUCAGCAGCAUGCCCAGCGCUGGCACUCAGACUACCAGCAGCGUGCCCCACUUUGCCAAGGAGAGGACGCCUACGUGGGCGCUGCCCCCGCCGAGUCCUCGUCCAGCAUGAGCGAAGUGUACUCGCCAGCCUCCAGUUCACUUUCCAGUGACUCGGACGAGAGCGGGGGGCUGGUAUGGCCCCAGCAACUGCCACCUCGACUCGCGACCACAUCCUCUUCUUCCUCGCCCACAGCGCAGGCCGCCAGCACCAACCCUCCCGCGCAGCCGAAAGCCUUUGUCAAGAUUAAAGCGUCCCACGCCCUCAAAAAGAAGAUCCUAAGAUUUCGCUCAGGAUCCCUCAAAGUCAUGACCACCGUGUGA